Lagopus leucura (white-tailed ptarmigan) is the source of this 1055-nucleotide messenger RNA. RefSeq lists its product as uncharacterized. The transcript has 3 exons. The record is from RefSeq and is a predicted model, not a curated record. The annotation marks the transcript as partial. Lineage: Eukaryota; Metazoa; Chordata; Aves; Galliformes; Phasianidae.
ACAGCGAAGGGCGUUUGUGUCAGCGCCCAGGAGGAGGGCUGUGCCUUCCCGGGGUGCCCAGCACGGAGCCUGCGGCCACCCAGCGCCGGGCAUCGCAUCGCAGCUCUGCGCUGCCCUGUGGGACGCUGCUGUGCGGCACCACCGCCAGCCCGACGGACGGCCAGCGGCAGCGACUCCUGAGCAGGAAAAGGAAAGGCUUGGUGUGCCUGGAGCAGCAGCGUGAGCUGCAGCCCCCGCGGUGCCCGCAGGGCAUGGGCUCUUCAUCCUGCAGCCUGCUGGAGGACAGCAGCGUGCCAGAGGAGUGCCUGGAGAUCCCUGCCUCUGCUCCCGGAGAUGGGCUGAGCGGCAGCGUGGCUCCCAGCCCCGCUCUCCUGCAGCCCACGGGGCUGGAUGCUGACCCUGGCAGUGCUGGACUGCAUUUCGCAGCGCUCAGAGCGCAGCAGGCAGCCGUCAGCUCCCACCCCUGGCUCAGCACCGCGCCGCUCUGUGCCCAAAGGAGCAGCUGCUGUUUCACACUCAAACCCAGCCCUGCUGGAAGGGAAGCCCCCCUCUCGCACUCCUUCCUCUCCGAAUGCCCGGAAUCUUUGCCUUUCCCUCUGCUGAGCCCAGGUGUGGAGGAGGUGCUGCCGGGCCGCCCCGAGGAUGGCGUGCAGCCAUGGCAGGGCGGCGUGGAGCAGCAGGCGGUGCUGAGUGGUGGUGGGCAGCCGAGAGCCGCCGGCACGGAGCCGGGGACGCGGAGCCUCCUGCAGGCGUUGGCCGCCUCCCAGCACGGCCCAUCCCGCACACCGGCUCCCAAAGGGCCGAAGGAUUCCUCUUCCUGCACCCGAGAGCGCGAGAGCGGCGCGGCGACGGAUCGGCUGCAACACGAGGCUGCCUUCAGCAAGGGGGAGAAGAGCAGAGGCGGCGCUGCGGGUGCCGGCAGGUCGUGGCGCGUGCCUGCUGCGCGCAGGGAGAAGCUGCCGGGGCUGGCGGGCACGGCGUCCCCCAGCCAGGUGGCCAUGGCCUCCUUCGCACCGCGCCGGCAGGGCGGGCUGCCCGUCCCGCACCGCAUCCAG